Lobosporangium transversale is the source of this 1679-nucleotide messenger RNA. RefSeq lists its product as hypothetical. The transcript has 4 exons. The record is from RefSeq and is a predicted model, not a curated record. NCBI's taxonomy places the organism in Eukaryota, Fungi, Mortierellomycota, Mortierellomycetes, Mortierellales, Mortierellaceae. The coding region runs from base 77 to 1288 and encodes 403 amino acids. Gene Ontology annotation, biological process: mRNA splicing, via spliceosome. Gene Ontology annotation, molecular function: RNA binding. Gene Ontology annotation, cellular component: nucleus.
AGACAUCAAAGUUCUCUGAUGUAUCUUUUACAAUCUAUUGUUUCAUUCACUUCAUUCCAACAAAAGAGUCAGCACGAUGCAGGAGCAAGAGCAAGAGCAGCUUACAGGCCGUCCUUCAGAGCCUAAUUAUCGAAAAAGGAGCUUGACUCCAGACAGGGGACGAAGCCCUAGCAGGAACAGGAGAAGAAGCAGAAGUAGAGGUACAAGCAGAAGCAGGAGCGGGAGCAGGAGAAGUCGAAGCCGAAGCAGGGACAGAGACUCACAGUCUCAGUGGCAUGGACGUCAUCACAGCGCAGAAUCAAACAAGAGUCGUGGAAGUAGCCAGAGCCCGCCUCAUAACCGCGGUGGAUAUUUUAGACCCUCAUCCUCUAAAGUACAUGCACAGCGCGAAUGGGAUAGAGAUAAACCUAGAGAUUAUGAUCGUAGAUCCUCAGACAGAGAUAGGGGAUACCAUCAUCGGAACAGUGGCGGUAACAGUGGCGGUAACAGUGGCGGUAACAGUGGCGGUAACAGUGGCGGUCGACAGCAUGACCAAUAUGGAAAACAGGAUUAUAGAAACCAAGGCACAUCGAUGAGGAUAGGACAAAGACGGGGCAGGAUGCUGCAUACUAAUAACAACUCGAAUUCCAGGGAUUCACAUCACCGCUGCCCCGAAUGUGGACUGAACGAAGGCCAUAUGGAGAACUGCCGUCAGUCUUUGUCAAGCAAGCAAGGAGCCAAUCAUUUUGAUCAAGGAAGCUGGUCCAGUUCAACAACAUCAUGGUCACCCGCAAAUCCAGUGCAUACAGUGCGUCCAUCACAGUAUUACUCGGAUCCAGCAAUGCAGACUGUAUUGAAUGUAGGUGCGCGUGAUAUUGGAUCUGUCCCUAACUCUAUGUUGGUCAUCACGGACUUGCCAUCCAUGGUAAAUGAGUCUGGACUAUGGAACGCUCUCGUGCGACUGGGACCACUCGCACGAGUGAUGCUUGUCAAGGACAGGCAGUCAAGGAUCAGCUGGGGCUAUUGCUUUGCAGAAUAUAUUGAUGUCCAGAGUGCAACCGCCGCAUUAGAAAAAGCCCACAGCGGAGGAGACUUCACGGUUCAAAACAAGCCAGUGAAAAUCAAUUAUGCACAUCAUGGAUCAUUUAUUCCAGCAUAUGCUCCAACGCAAUGGACGUUUAAUCUUGGCGAUGACGAAAACAAACUAGCAAUAUACUGGGAUGAACAGGCAUUUCUGUCUAUAUACGUUGACCCUGCGGCAGCAGUAAAGAUGACCAAGGCAACGGUUAACAACGGUAAGUCUUUUUAGAUUUCACACUCUUCUUCUUCUCUUCUGCUUUUCCCGCUUAAAAGUGAAAUUCAAACUUCUUUUACAAAACGGUUUUAACUACGUGUCUGUGUGAUGCUAGAACCCAAAAAGAAGGCGCCGAAUAAACCUGUGGAUGAGCUUGAUGCGUUUUAUGCCUCUUUGGGCGACGUACUCAAACCAGACCCAUCAUCUAGGGCUGAGUCGUCCGUCUUUUCUGUACCUACAUCAACAACAGCAACUGCAAUCGCUGUCGAUAAUGGAGCGGCGCCAAGUGCAACUGGAGCCCCGAUGCCGACCCCGAUGCCUGUUAUGACCCAAGAGUUGCCUACCAUACCUACCACUGCCAGGGUAGAUGAGAUCCAGCUUGCUGGCAUUGCUGCGGCUCAAGCGG